Molecule: messenger RNA, 192 nt
Organism: Bipolaris victoriae FI3
Lineage: Eukaryota; Fungi; Ascomycota; Dothideomycetes; Pleosporales; Pleosporaceae
Exons: 1
Source: RefSeq, a predicted model, not a curated record
UGGGUGGGGUACAAGGGCUCAACAGCUGGUGCAGGAGGACAGCGGCGCCGAGUCGCUACAGACACAGUCGCACCAAAAGCAGAGGGAAUUGGGAAUCAGGGUUUUGAAAAGAAAGCAGGCGAGGAUUUUGUGCAGCGUACAAAUGUUUCGAGGGGCAGGAAAACUAAGGUGGCCGGGAGUCGCAUUUUGUGA